Cylicostephanus goldi is the source of this 359-nucleotide messenger RNA. The record is from the annotation of a GenBank genome assembly. NCBI's taxonomy places the organism in Eukaryota, Metazoa, Nematoda, Chromadorea, Rhabditida, Strongylidae.
AUGUUCUGGUACGGUUCUCGAAAAAAAAGUAGCUCUGUGCCUGCAAUCAGUUUUUAUCGCCGUUCGUCUGAUCCACCUGUUUGCCAUUACAGAUUCGUUACUGUGCGAGUGCAAACCAUCGACGAUUUGGAACUGAGCAUUACAGAAAAUCUUGUGGUGUUUUUUAUCCCCUCCUCGUCACCAGCAUUCUAUGAUCUGGUUAUUGGCGAUCAGAUUGUUGAAUGUGACGGGGUGGUCCCGAAAAGUCUAGAAGAGUUUAACAAUCAUGUAACUCUGGCUGAUAAGGUAAAGAUGGUAAACAUGAAAGCACCUCAAAUAUAUACUUUCCAGUCGAAAUUCGCUUUUUGUCCUAGUUGACU